Molecule: messenger RNA, 1738 nt
Organism: Exaiptasia diaphana
Lineage: Eukaryota; Metazoa; Cnidaria; Anthozoa; Actiniaria; Aiptasiidae
Product: probable mitochondrial ATPase complex subunit atp10
Exons: 7
Coding region: 18-788 (256 amino acids)
Biological process (GO): mitochondrial proton-transporting ATP synthase complex assembly
Cellular component (GO): mitochondrial inner membrane
Source: RefSeq, a predicted model, not a curated record
GUURCUAACUAGAAGUCAUGCAAAGCUUUCGUCGGUUUUUGCAUUGUUCAGAGGCGAUCUGCCCUCUAAACAGAGUCUGUCUGGCUUGCAGAACAUUGCAGACUAUCCCUAGAAGGACAUUAUUCAAGARAUCGCCAAAAGACCACAAGGAUGAAGAAAGAGCGAAGAGAAAAGUGGAAAGACAAAAAUUGGUCGGUGAAAUUACAAAAGGAUACUUUGCAGAUUUGAGAGAAUUUGGUGAAAAGGGUGGCAAAAGAUUUUUUGCAUUAGAUGAAUUAAUCGACAAAAAGAGUGCCAUAUCAUUUCCAGAAUUGAAUGCGAGAAACCUUCACAAAAGAGACAUUAAGCUGAAUGAGGAGUUUAGUGAAAAUGUAACACUCGUACUACUGUGGUUAAGGGCAAUUGGACAGAACAUGUGYAGCAAGUACCGUGAGYCUUUCCUCACACAAUWUCRRUCUCACCCAAAUAUUAAAUGUUUUGAGAUAAAUGUCAUUGAUGGUGUYUUCUUUAAACUUAUGAAACCUUUCAUUGAAAAAAGUCUCAGAGACCAAGUACCRCAGGAAAACCAGGACAGAUAUCUAUGUUAUUAUGGCAAGAGUGAUCAAAUCAAAAGAAGUUUAAUCGAAAAUGUCAUAGUUGGCCAUGCAUUCUUGGUUGAYGGAACKGGAAAAGUAAGAUGGAAAGCACAUGGUCUUCCUACUAAUGAAGAAAUUCUAUUCCUAAUCAACUGCACACAAGAACUACUUAGGGAAAAUCAAAAAAAUCUGAGCAUUAAGUACAAAAACUAAACUAUUGGCUCAAGAUUACUAAAUGGUAAUAGAAAAUCAAUUGAAAGGAAUGUCAAAUCUUUCUUUAUAUAUAAAAUAUGAUCAAGUAGAGACCUUUAUGGGCAUUUUAAAACUCCAAGCUACAAGAAAGUAGUUAUCUCUUACUUGUUACUCUUUACAAGGAUUGUGAAAUGUCAAAUAGUGUUUAAGUUGCAUUUUCCUGUAGUGGAUGGUUAUAGAUGUUGUUAUUGUUGGUGUUGGUGUUGGUAGCAGUGUUGUUGUUGUUGUUGUUGUUGUUAGCCCUUACCAAGUCAUCCUGGUAACACAUUUUACACUAUGGUUUUAAGUACCCAUCAAUACAUUCAUUACUCUAAGUAAAUAUAAUCAUGGUAAUAUUAAUGAUAUCAAUAACAAUAUAAGAAUGAUAGCGGUAAAAGUAGUGAUAAUAAUUAUUACAAAGCUUUGUAUCUACAUGAUGAGGAUUGAAACUCAGGCUUGUCGGACAAUACCACACAUACAUUUUUUAACUAGGCUACAAUACAAUAAUCAUGUCACAAGGCAUGCAAUAAUUCAUAUGAGGCUUAACAUUUUCAUGUAUUAGUUCAAAGCUGGUAAAUAUAGCUAUUUCAAAAAAGGUUGUCGGUUAAAAUGRCGAAUKUCAGUGGUCGAACAGCGACUGCACGACCGAAAGUAGCCAUGGUUUUGUUGAAAGGCAAUAACAACCRAUUUAUACUCUGUAAGAUGGUCUGUGGUAAACAGUGGCUCCAUUUUGUCUCCAUUUCUGYSAAAGGUGAAUCUAAUUUAAGGGAAAUUUUGUUUGUCAAAACAGUGUAACCAUAGUCCCUUUUUGUCGUGCAAUCUCCCUCCGCCAAUUGCCGUUCGCUGUUCUCACCGAAAACGUUUUAUGAAAUAGCUGAUACCGCAAUGAACUUUGUCAAAUGCUGGUCAGGACUGUAAAACUGCAUACAGUC